AAAUGUCAAACGCGUGACGUCAAAAAACGUCUGCGGCCGUGUUGCGUUUCUCUUCGGCAGAAAGAUUUUAGAAAAUUCUAGUAAAUAUUUGGCCGCAAAUUCACCGAAAGGACAUCACUUUGUGCAGCAGCAUUGUUCCUGUCCCUCCCGAUCAACACACGGAUUCGAUGCGGUGAAAUUACGAUUGUUCCUUCUGCGCGCAAAAGGUUGCACCCACCCACAUCACCAUCCAGGGAGGAGGAGGAGGGCGAGGCCAGCAGCACCAGGUGAAAAUCGAUUAUUGAUCAAGUGAAGAGAAAUUGAACGCGAUGACCACAAAGGCCGCAAACGGUUCGACGGCGGCCGUUCCGGGGGCCCGCGGUGUGGCACGGGUACUGGCCAAGCUGGAGUCGUCGAUCGAGACUGGGAAUUAUUACGAGGCCCACCAGAUGUACCGGACGCUGUACUUUCGGUACUUGUCCCAGCGCAAGUACGAGGAACUGCUGGAGUUGCUUUACAAAGGCUCUUUGACGCUGUUGAACCACGAGCAGCACACGAGCGGAGCGGAUUUGGGCCUGCUGAUUGUGGACACUUUGGAGAAGGCGGCCAAGCCGGAACAGGAGGCGGAACCGUGGAUGCAGAAGAUUGCGAUGCUGCUGAGCAAAAUACCGCAGAAUGUGGUGGAGAGGGAAACGCUGCUGGUGAAGGCGGUCAAGUGGAGUGCCACCGUGUGCAAAUCGCAGGUUGGCCACCCGCUGAUGCACAAACUGAUCGCCCAGAUCAUGUGGAACGAGGACAAUCUGGCCCAGGCGAGACAUCACUUUCUGCUGUCCAAGGACGGUUCCGGCUGCGGCCACAUGCUGAUCCAGCUGGCCCAGACGAAGGGCGUCCCGUCCGAGAUGGACCUGUUUAUCGCGCAGGUCAUCCUGCAGCAGCUCUGCCUGAAGGAGACGACGACGGCGGCGGAAACGUUCGCGACCUACACCAAGUACCAUCCAAAGAUUGCCUCGAGCGAGCCGCCCUUCAUCACGCCGCUGCUCAACUUUUGCUUCUUCCUGCUGCGGGCGAUCGAAACGCAGCAGAACCAGCGCAAACUGGCCGUCUUUCGGACGCUGUGUGACCUGUACCGGCCCUCGCUCGAGCGCGAUCCGUCCUACGAGAAGUAUCUGCAGAAGAUCGGCAUGAUAUUCUUCGGGGCGAGUCUGCCGCAGCGGCCCCAGGGCGAGGGAAUGGGCGGCAUCUUUGGCGACUUGCUGAACCAGUUCUUCCAGGGGUUGGACGACGACCUGGACGGGGACGAAGAGGCGACACCGGCCGGAGGAAGCUUCCCGCGGAGGGCAGCGGCGGCAGUGUCAGCUGCGGGACGAACGGAAAGUCGUGGCGCGCCCAAGGAAGAGCUGGAUUAGUUGUUUUUGAAUUUGUUUGAUUUAUGUUUUUUCCUUGUUUGUGGAAGCUGCUUGUGAGUGUGGGGGGACGGGUCGCCUGGAGAACUAGAAUUGUGCACUAAAAAGCUACACAGAAACAAAAAAACGCAGAUUUUAACGCCGGUGAUUGAAAACGAAGAACAAAAAUCGCUAUCUCUAAUAUUGCAA
Molecule: messenger RNA, 1571 nt
Organism: Culex pipiens pallens (northern house mosquito)
Lineage: Eukaryota; Metazoa; Arthropoda; Insecta; Diptera; Culicidae
Product: Golgi to ER traffic protein 4 homolog
Exons: 2
Coding region: 309-1385 (358 amino acids)
Biological process (GO): protein insertion into ER membrane
Cellular component (GO): cytosol; BAT3 complex
Molecular function (GO): protein binding
Source: RefSeq, a predicted model, not a curated record